Messenger RNA from Aspergillus vadensis CBS 113365, 1104 nucleotides. RefSeq lists its product as uncharacterized. The transcript has 7 exons. Lineage: Eukaryota; Fungi; Ascomycota; Eurotiomycetes; Eurotiales; Aspergillaceae. The record is from RefSeq and is a predicted model, not a curated record. The coding region runs from base 1 to 1104 and encodes 367 amino acids.
AUGGCCAUUAUUACAAUGGCGGACCCUCCCCCCGGGGAGACGUACGAUUUUGACUACUCGCAUCGCCAUUUGUAUACGGCCAAUAUGGCGGUGAUUUCGGCGGGCUUAAUCAUCAGCACUAGCUGCCUAGCCUUGCGAGUGUAUACCAAAGCACAUUUGCUGCACAAGUUUGGAUGGGAUGAUGUGUCUAUUAUCCUUGCUUGGGUGUUCUCUGUGGGCACCCAAGCAUGCUCCAUCUAUGGAUACAAACAUGGGGGCAUGGGAGUCCACUUUUGGAAUGUGACACCUGCAGUGUAUGAAGUAUAUGUCAAGGUCGUUCUCUCCGCAGCCAUUGUCUACGUUCCCGCUCUUGCGCUUGCAAAAAUCAGCCUGAUUAUCCUUUACUACCGCAUCUUAUGUCACAAACGGUACCAGCAAUGGAUUCUAUACGGCAUCGCGUUUGUGGUCAGUAGCUACAGCUUUGCGCUCGUCUUGGCCUUCAUUUUCGGCUGCCACCCAAUUCAGAAAGGUUGGGAUAUAUCAGUUACAGGGACAUGUGUUGAUCAAUACGCGCUGUAUGUUGCAACAGCCGUGUUGAACAUCAUCUCCGAUAUUGCGUUGAUUUUGGUACCCAUCCCAACGGUGUUGGGACUGAACAUGCCGGGGAUACAGAAGAUAGGCCUCUUGCUGAUGUUUCUGGUUGGCUGCGCAACUCUCGUCACCGGCAUCAUCCGUCUAAUCACUUUGAUCCCCUUUCUUAAUUCUUCUGACCCAACUUACAAUAUUGGUCGACCAGACCUGUGGAUCAACAUCGAAGCCAACUUCGCCAUCAUCUGCAGCUGCCUCCCCUUCCUCCGCCACUUCCUGCGCCGCUACGCCCCUCGCUUGAUCGGUGAAAACAGCAGUCUUGCGCGUCGUUAUCACAGCUACACUUAUGAUUAUACUGGUGGAAGCCGAGCCCGGCGAAAGGAGGGUCUCACGCAGCUACAGGAUGAUAUUGAGCUUGCCGAGAAUGGAGGAAGUAUGCAUAGUGGAGUUAGAAUAUUCAAAGAUGUCAAGGUGGAGAUCACUACGGAGACGAUGCCGGAUGUACAUCAGGAAAGAGAGAGGGAUGGAUAUAGAUGA